Dovyalis caffra is the source of this 513-nucleotide messenger RNA. The record is from the annotation of a GenBank genome assembly. NCBI's taxonomy places the organism in Eukaryota, Viridiplantae, Streptophyta, Magnoliopsida, Malpighiales, Salicaceae.
AUGUAUCAUCCAUCCAGAGGCGGCGUUCGUGGUGGCCGAGAUCAAUUUAGUUGGGAUGAUGUAAAGGCAGAUAAACACAGAGAGAAUUAUCUUGGUCACAGUAUUAAAGCUCCUGUUGGUAGAUGGCAGAAAGUCAUAAGUUUAAAUGGACUAAAGGGACCUCCUACGGAUGCAUCUCAGCAGUUGACUUGCAAAGUAGUUCUGGCUUAUGUUGUUCUGUUUUUGGAGUGGAAGGAUUUACAUUGGUAUGCCAGGGAUAAAAAAUCUGGGGGUUCAAAUGCAGAUGCCUUGAAAGAAGAGAUCAAAAGAAUCAAGGAAGAGGAAGAGCAGUCCAUGAGGGAGGCUCUUGGCCUAGCUCCAAAGCGAUCUAGCCGACCUCAAGGAAAUCGUCUUGAUAAACAUGAGUAUACAGAACUUGUUAAGCGAGGUUCUACAGUAGAGGACAUGGGGGCUGGGCAUGCAGACGCAGCACGGGUUGAUGGUCUUGGUUUUUCAAGGUAUUUAAGUGACUAA